Purpureocillium takamizusanense is the source of this 1408-nucleotide messenger RNA. RefSeq lists its product as uncharacterized. The transcript has a single exon. The record is from RefSeq and is a predicted model, not a curated record. Bases 218 to 1303 code for a protein of 361 amino acids. Gene Ontology annotation, biological process: canonical NF-kappaB signal transduction. NCBI's taxonomy places the organism in Eukaryota, Fungi, Ascomycota, Sordariomycetes, Hypocreales, Ophiocordycipitaceae.
CUCAACUCCCCUCCUACAUACUAACUUAGAUGCUCGACACACUCCUCACCUACACCCAGAUCUGACGAGUCCAGGUCGGCACCUGCGCUAUUCGUUUGCUGUGGCCAUCACAUCAGGAGACUCCAAUCAGCCUGCGAGCACACAAGCCUCCCAUUUCAAGGCGUGGCGCACUGGAACGCGGUCCGUCCUCAAUCGAGCAUGACAUGACGUCUUGACCAUGGACGGCGACCCUCCAUUCGCCAAGAGGCGCCACAUCCUGUCGUCUUUCAACCAAGACCGGCCGAUAGAGGAAUCCGCAAGACGCAACAAGGAAGAUGCGAAUGAGGGGACACAUGAGCACGGUGUCUCCCCGCGUACAAAGCGCUCCCCGCCCUCGGACCCAGUGCCCAAGGAUGCUGAUGGGGAUCCGUUGCGGCCGAGGAAGACGCGUUUGAAGCUUAAGAAACACAGACAUCGCCGUCGAUCACGGUCGCGCAGUGACCCCCCACGACUACAUGACGGAGAGAGCGGCGAUCAUACGACAGGCGACCGGCACCGACACCGGCGACGGCACCACCGGCGACGCAGAUCGCCGACGCCCCCAAAUAUUCACGAAGCGCCGCCCCUGGACCCCGAGGCGGCAUUUCGGGAGUCUCUGUUCGAUGCCAUGGCUGACGACGAGGCGGCUCUGUACUGGGAGAGCGUCUACGGCCAGCCGCUUCACAUAUACUCGAACGAAAGGGUCGGCCCGCAAGGCGAGCUCGAGCGUAUGACUGAAGAGGAGUACGCCGCUCACGUGCGACAAAAGAUGUUUGAAAAGACCCACGCCGGCAUACUGGAAGAGCAGGCGCGGCGGGAAGAGCGCAGGCGACAACGGGAGCAGGUGGAGCGGGAGCGGCGCAGGACGCAUGACAGGGAGGACAAGCGGCAGCGCGAGCUGCACGGGGAAAUGGAGCGCAGCCUCCGCCGCGGUCGGGAGCGCAGGGAGCGAAAGACGUGGGCCGGGCUGUGGGAUCGGUAUACAGCGGCUUGGGCGACGUGGGAUGGCGAUGCUAAGGAAGUGCCGUGGCCAGUCAGGGACGGUGAGCGCAAGUCGAUCGACGACGACAACGUGCGGACCUUUCUUGUGCAUGGGCUCAACCUACGGGAAGUUGGUGAGAGUGCUUUCGCUGCCAAGCUUAGAGAUGAGCGCGUGAGAUGGCACCCGGACAAGAUACAGCAGCGGCUGGGAGGGCGCGUGGACAGCGAGGUGAUGAAGGAUGUGACGGCGAUAUUUCAAAUCAUCGACCGGCUAUGGGGCGAGAUGCGAGCGAACAAGAAGUGAAGGGAAGGGAAGCAUUGCGAGAUGGGUUUGACAGCAUGACAUGGAGUUUAAGAUACCCUUAACUAGUUUUCAGGUUUUAGAUUACGAACAGAGCUUACACGGUCG